UUUACCCUGAUGUCGAGGGUCCCCUUGAAGAGGAUGAGCCCACACCCUCGGCACCCAAUGCACCACCCCCUUAUCGACAUGACAUUGAUAGAUCGGAAGGCCCCGCCGCCGAAACCAGAAGCCGCCAAGGGGCCAGCCCAGAGGGACCCCCCCCUUGACCCCACCUUCCCGCUCCGAGUUUAUGGCCCCCCUGUCGAUCCCCCUGAUCUACAACCCUUGCAGUAUUGGCCUUUUUCUUCUGCAGAUCUUUAUAACUGGAAAACUAACCAUGAUUCCUUCUCUGAGAAUCCUUCUAGUUUAACUAACCUCAUAGAGUCUCUGAUGUUCUCCCAUCAGCCCACGUGGGAUGACUGUCAACAGCUUUUACAGGUUCUUUUCACCACUGAGGAGAAGGAGUGGAUCAUCCUUGAAGCUCGGAAGCAUGUCCCAGGGCCAGAUGGGACCCCUACCCAGAUGCCCAACCUCAUUGAUGCUGCUUUUCCCCUCGACUGCCCCCCUUGGGACUACAACACAGCUGAAGGUAGGGAGCGGCUGUCCACAUACCGCCGGGCUCUGGUGGCAGGUCUCAAGGGGGCAGCUCGUCGCCCCACCAAUUUGGCCAAGGUAAGAGAGGUGCUCCAGGGACCCACAGAGCCCCCCUCUUUGUUUUUAGAGAGACUUCUAGAGGCGUACCGGAGAUACACCCCCUUUGACCCUACGUCAGAGGGGCAACAGGCAGCAGUAGCUAUGUCCUUUAUAGGUCAGUCCUACCCAGACAUAAAGCGUAAGUUACAGAGAUUGGAAGGCUUACAAGACCUUACAGUAAGAGACUUAGUUAAGGAGGCAGAGAAAGUGUACCAUAAGAGAGAGACGGAGGAAGAGAAGAGAGAGAGAGAGAAGAAAGAAAGGGAAGAGAGGGAAGAUGAGAGAGAUAGACGUAGGGACCAGAAUUUGACUCGUAUACUGGCCGCAGUAGUACCUGAAGGGAACAGAAGUGUAGGAAGGAAGACAGGGAACCUGGGCAACCCACGCCAUCGAAAUGACUGGAGCACACCGGACUGGAAAAGAACGGACAGAGACCAAUGUCGCCUCUGCAGGAGGAAAGGACAUUGGGCCAGGGACUGCCCAAACCAGAAGGAAAAGAUUCGGGGUCCUAAGACCCUGGCCCUAAGGAAUGAAGAUGACCAGGGCAGUCGGGGCUCGUAUUCCCUCCCCGAGCCUAGGGUAACUUUAGAUGUGGAGGGAACCCCCGUGGAUUUUCUGGUUGAUACGGGGGCACAGUUCUCAGUUCUACAACAUCCUAUGGGGAAACUCACAAACAAGACUAGUAUAGUAGUGGGGGCAACCGGCACGAAAAUACACAAAUGGACAACAGCCCGCCGCGUUAACCUAGGGGCCGGUCGAGUAUCACAUUCUUUUCUAAUAAUUCCUGAAUGCCCCACCCCCUUGUUCGGAAGAGAUCUGUUGACCAAGAUGAAUGCCGAAAUCCAGUUCUCCAGGCCGGUAUGGACUUUAACCUUUAAACUGGCUGACGAAUAUCGCAUACAUGAAAAAGGUAACAAAAUGGACAACCCACAAUGGUGGCUUUCAAGGUUCUCUGAAGCCUGGGCAGAGACGGGGGGGGGGGUUGGGAUGGCCUCCCAAGUACCUCCCAUAGUAAUCAUAGUCAAGUUGGGUGCCACCCCUAUCAGCGUACGCCAGUAUCCUAUGAGCAAGGAGGCAAGAGAGGGCAUCCGGCCCCACAUAAACAAGUUUUUACAGCUGGGCAUCUUAACCCCAUGCCGAUCCCCCUGGAACACCCCACUACUCCCAGUAAAAAAGCUGGGAACACAAGAUUACCGACCCGUUCAGGACCUGAGGGAAGUUAAUAAACGAAUAGAAGAUGUACACCCCAUAGUGCCUAAUCCUUACACCCUCCUCAGCACUCUGCCACCAGAGAGGAUAUGGUAUACUGUCUUGGAUCUCAAAGAUGCUUUCUUAAGCCUGAGAUUACAUCCCAACAGCCAACACCUGUUUGCCUUCGAAUGGAAGGAUCCAGAGACGGGACAUUCUGGACAAUUGACCUGGACCAGACUGCCACAGGGAUUCAAGAAUUCACCUACCCUCUUUGAUGAGGCCCUACAUCGGGACCUGACAAUUUUCAGGACCAAUAACCCACACCUGACUCUUCUUCAAUAUGUUGAUGAUUUACUUCUGGGGGCUGAAACCCAAGGUGAGUGCCAAAAAGGAACUCAACAAUUACUAGCAGAUUUAGGUCGUUUGGGAUACCGGGCGUCAGCAAAGAAGGCACAGUUGUGUCGCACCGAAGUGACCUACCUGGGCUACAUCCUCCGAGAUGGAAAACGGUGGCUCACCGAGGCCCGGAAGGAGACUGUGCUCCAGAUACCAACACCUCAAACGCCUCAACAGGUAAGAGAAUUCCUAGGCACAGCCGGGUUCUGCCGACUAUGGAUUCCUGGGUUCGCUGCACUGGCUGCCCCACUCCACUCUUUGACCAGGUCAGAGACUGAGUUCCAAUGGAGGUCUGAGCACCAAGCGGCUUUUGAUGCCAUCAAACAGGCCUUAUUGACCGCACCCGCUCUGGUCCUACCAGACUUAACCAAACCUUUUACGUUGUUUGUGGACGAGAAGGCAGGGGUGGCGAAGGGAGUGCUGACCCAGACCUUGGGCCCUUGGAAGCAGCCCGUGGCAUACCUCUCUAAGAAACUGGACCCAGUGGCUAGUGGCUGGCCGUCCUGUCUCAAGAUCAUCGCGGUGGUAGCCAUUCUGGUAAAAGACUCUGAUAAACUAACAUUAGGCCAGCCAGUAACAAUCAUAGCCCCACAAGCCUUAGAGAGCGUCAUCCGACAGCCCCCUGACAGGUGGAUAACCAAUGCCCGCCUGACUCACUACCAGAGCCUCCUAUUAAAUGAUAGGGUCUUGUUUGGGCCCCCCGUCAUUCUGAACCCAGCCACGUUGCUUCCUGAGGCAACUUCUUGGUAUGCAGAUGGCAGCAGUUUUCUGGUGGAAGGAAAAAGAAGGGCUGGAGCGGCAGUGGUAGAUGGGAAAAAGACUAUUUGGUCCAGUGGACUACCGGAAGGCACCUCAGCCCAGAAGGCAGAAUUAAUAGCCCUCACUCAGGCAUUGAGACUGGCUGAAGGAAAAAAUAUUAACAUCUAUACUGACAGCCGCUACGCCUUUGCCACUGCCCAUGUACACAGGGCCGUCUACCGGCAGAGAGGACUCUUGACAUCCACAGGAAAAGAGGUCAAAAAUAAAGACGAGAUCCUCAGCCUCCUAGAGGCUGUACACCUCCCAAGAAAGGUGGCCAUCAUUCACUGUCCCGGGCACCAGAGGGGACAGGAUGCUGUGGCAAAGGGCAACCAUAUGGCAAACGCCACUGCCAAACAGGCUGCACUCGGGGCUGUGAUCCUGCUGGUAGUAGGUAAAGAGCUCCGCCCAAACCUGAGAGACUCCAGUUUUCAAUAUUCCCCAGAAGAAUUAGAAGAGUUUCACCGUUCAGACUGGAUCCAAGGCUUCUCUCCCUAUGGUGUGGCGGAGACAACAGACGGUAAACAAGUUCUUCCAGACCAGCAAGGACGUGAGUUCAUUACUAAUCUCCAUCGUCUGACCCACUUAGGUACGAGAAAACUGAUAGAGCUCGUGAAGUCCUCUGAAUACCACGUCCAGAGACUGCCAGACAUAGUCCAAGAAGUUGUACAGAGUUGUCAAGCAUGUGCCCUUGUCAACUCCAAUAGACCCCCGUCUCUCCAUGGCAAAAGGCUCAGGGGAGAUAGGCCGGGGGCUCAUUGGGAAAUUGACUUUACAGAAAUAACUCCAGCCAGAUAUGGUAAUAAAUAUCUAUUAGUGUUCAUAGACACCUUCUCAGGCUGGGUGGAAGCAUUCCCUACCCGCUCAGAAACAGCUCAAGUGGUGGCUAAGAAGAUAUUGGAAGAGAUCUUUCCGCGGUUUGGACUCCCCAAGGUAAUCAGGUCUGACAACGGACCUGCUUUUGUUGCCCAGGUAAGUCAGGGGCUGGCCAGUCAACUGGGGAUUAAUUGAAAAUUACAUUGUGCUUACAGACCCCAGAGCUCAGGACAGGUAGAAAGAAUGAAUAGGACCCUAAAAGAGACCUUAACUAAAUUGGCCUCGGAGACCGGCGGGAAAGAUUGGACAGCCCUCCUUCCCUUCGCCCUGUUCCGUGCUCGGAACACUCCUGGGAGGUUUAAGCUGACACCGUAUGAGAUCUUAUGGGGCAGUCCGCCCCCUAUAGGUGAAGUUGGGGGAGUACACGAUCCUGACCCUCCUCUUUCUCAACCCCUCCUCACCUGCCUCAGGGCUCUUGAGAUUGUCAGGCGCCAGGUGUGGUACUUGCUGAAGGAGACCUACCGGACGGAGAGCCCCGAGAUCCCCCACGGAUUCCAGGUUGGAGAUCUGGUUCUGGUCAGACGUCAUCGAGCCGGCAACCUUGAACCUCACUGGAAAGGACCCUACUCGGUUCUACUCACCACCCCAACCACUAUAAAGGUUGACGGAAUAGCCGCCUGGAUCCACGCAUCGCAUGCCAAAAGAGCUCCCAAGACUCCUGAAGAUGAAUGGACUGUGGAAAGGACUCCUCACCCUCUUAAGCUUCGCCUUCGCCGCCGUCUCGUCCCGGGUGGGGACAUCGAAUAAGGAUCCACAUUCUCCCCAGCAACUAACUUGGCAGGUUUUCUCUUCAACCGGAGACCUGGUGUGGUCCGUCACCGGUAAACAUCCACUCUGAACCUGGUGGCCACCGCUGUACCCGUCCUGGUGUAAGCUGGCUGUGGGGGCACCAGGGUGGGGCUUAGAGCAUCUGGUCCCUGACGAGGUAAAUGACAUGCUAGAUUUCUCACCACACAUGUACACCUCCCCAUGGUUCGGAGGACAAGGAGCCGCUCGCGCUCCACUCCCGAAACCGAUGCCAGCUGUCGGACUCCUGGGGCUAGGACAGAACUAACUAAGACUCCCUUCUAUGCUUGCCCAAAGAACAGGCCCCUUAGAUCUGAUAUGUG
Rattus norvegicus (Norway rat) is the source of this 4994-nucleotide messenger RNA. NCBI's taxonomy places the organism in Eukaryota, Metazoa, Chordata, Mammalia, Rodentia, Muridae. The record is from RefSeq and is a predicted model, not a curated record.